Hemibagrus wyckioides is the source of this 6715-nucleotide messenger RNA. RefSeq names its product programmed cell death 11 (gene pdcd11). Gene Ontology annotation, cellular component: nucleus; small-subunit processome; nucleolus. Gene Ontology annotation, molecular function: protein binding; RNA binding. Lineage: Eukaryota; Metazoa; Chordata; Actinopteri; Siluriformes; Bagridae. Gene Ontology annotation, biological process: rRNA processing. The record is from RefSeq and is a predicted model, not a curated record. The transcript is spliced from 36 exons. The coding region runs from base 148 to 5643 and encodes 1831 amino acids.
GUCUGCUUGGCUUGUUUGUUUCCGGGUCACAAACAUGGCACGCUGUUGAGAAGAACGUGUGAGUUUUUGUAGGUGGGAAAUGCGGUAGAAGAUAAAGGAGAUAUUAAAAGCGAUCGGGUUUGGAGAAUAUAUUUGUGUUGAAGCACCAUGGCGUCAGUGGAGGAGGAUUUCCCUCGUGGUGGCCCAGUCAAGAAACCAUCCGAGCAGAAAACAUCUAAAACUCCCAAGUUUCGUGUGGAAGUGGACAAUCUGUUUGAGACUCGGCAGCCAGAAGUCAAGAAGAAGAAGAAGAAAGCUGCGAGCAAGCAUGAAGAUGAAAAGCCGACCAAAAGGCAGAAAACUGAAGGCGGACUGAAGCUGAACACAACAUCCAGCGUGGAGAUUCUGCAUAUGAAGAAUCUGAAGCUGGGCACGGUGAUGCUCGGCUGUGUGAGGGAGCUCUUAAACUUUGAGGUUGUACUUGGUCUCCCAAGUGGGCUGAAAGGUUACAUGCCCAUCUCUAGCAUUUGCGAUGCCUACACGAAGAUCCUGAGCAGCGCACUGGACUCUGGGACAGACCUCGAGGAUCUUGUCUCUCCUUCCCACCUCCUCACCCCGGGGCAGCUGGUCAGGUGCGUGGUGACGACGCUGGAUCUGUCCAAAGAGGGCUUUGUCUGUCUCAAACUGUCCAUCAACCCGAAAGACGUCAACAAGGAGCUGAACUCCAGCUCUCUGAAAGCAGGCAUGACUCUCAGUGGCUGUGUGGAGAGCAUUGAGGAUCACGGUUACCUGAUAGACAUCGGAGUGAGCGGAACAAAAGCUUUUCUGCCCAAAGCGAAGGAUGAAAGUGAGACAACUAAAAAAGAUCUGAAGGUGGGUCAGUACGUGAUGGCCAAGCUGGAGGAGGUGAAGAACGAGGGACGGGUGGUUCGGCUUUCUGUCAAUCCUAUGGUUGUUAAUCACACUUGUGCAGAGACGCAGCAUGGAUGGACAUUGAGUAACCUCUUACCUGGGCUGCUGGUCCAAGCCUGCAUCAAGAAGGUGACGACUCACGGCCUGUUAGUAACGUUCCUCUCAAAUUAUACCGGCCUGGUGGAUUUCAUGCACAUCGACCCAGAUAAACUGUCCACUUACAAUGUCGGGGACGAGGUGAAAGCUCGUGUCCUGUAUGUGGACCCGGCGUCUCGGCUGGUGGGUCUUUCUCUGCGCAGCCACCUCCUAUCACCAGGGGGCGGCAUGUUGGACACCGUAACGAGUGAGCGAAUAGGGGAGGUGCUGAAGGGAUGUAAGAUGGCCGCUGUACACCACCACUCCGGAGCCGUGAUGGAGCUGCCAGACGGGACCACGGCCUUCGUGCACAAAAGCCAUCUAAAAGACUCCAAGGAGGAAUUUAACCCGAACCGUCUCCUCGCUCAGCCGGAACACACGCUGAGAGUAAUAGACUACAGCCCACUGGAGCAGAUCCACAUAGCCACACUGCGCAAAGCCGUCAUCGAAAUGCCCUUCUUCAACUAUCAAGAUAUUAAACCAGGGCAGACGGUAGAGGGCACGGUGCAGAGCUUGGAAAAGUACGGCAUGCACGUCAAAAUCUCAGAACACAUUAAAGGCCUCGUUCCCAGAAUUCACCUGGCGGACAUCAUCCUCACCAACCCUGAAAAAAAGUACAAGGAAGGCAUGAGGAUCAAAUGUAAAGUUUUAUCAGUGGACUACCAAAAUAAAAAGCUCACCCUGAGCAGGAAAAAAGCUCUGAUGGAGACUCCACUUCCUCUUUUCCUGACAUACAAGGACGCUCGUGUGGGUCUGGUCUCCCACGGCUUCAUCGUCUGCAUCAAGGAUUUCGGCUGCAUCGUAAGGUUCUUCGGUGAGGUUAAGGGCCUGGUGCCAACGUCUGAGCUGACCUCGGAGACCACUGACCACCCGCAGAGUCUUUUUUACAUAGGACAGGUGGUGAAAGCCAAAGUGCUUAAAUGUAACCCUGAGAAGGAGAAACUUCUCCUGUCCUUUAAAGCAGUGACUCAGAGCGACAUCGAGAAGGUCCGAAGUCUCAAGUUCGACUUUGAAUUCGGAAAGAAAGUGGAAGUGAUUGUACAGAAGAAAUCCCAGACCGGUCUUGAAGUGUCUAUUCUCCCAGAAGAAACGCCGGCUCUGCUUCCCAAGGGGCACCUCUCUGACCAUGUGACCAACUGCUCUCUGCUGUGGGCGGGGCUCCGGGAGGGAGACACCAUUUCCAAUGUUGUGUGCCUGCGCAGAAACAAGGAAAGCAUCAUUCUCAGUAAAAAGCCCUCGCUGGUUGCGGCUCUAGAGGUAGAAAACUUGGUUUCAUCUUUCUCAGAGCUGCAGGUGGGGAUGGUGAUGAUGGGCUGGGUGAAGAACAUCAUGUCCUACGGCGUCUUUGUCGACUUCCCUCACGGCCUGUUUGGCCUCGCACCCAAAUCUGCCAUGAGUGAUAAGUUCAUCACAGACACUGCAGGAGUGUUUGCGAUAGGUCAGACGGUUCUGGCCAAGGUGACCAACUUGGAUGAGGAGAAGCAGCGGUUUUUGAUCAGCCUGAAAGUGUCGGAGUUGGUUAACUGGUCAGAGAGCGACGCUCAGGCCAGACUGAUCCAGGGUCAGCACGAAAGGAUGUCCGUGUACGACUCAAUGACCACGAGAGGUGACUCGGACAUACUGCAGCAGCUCUCCUCUGUGUCUCUUGGGGACAAACUGAAAAUGACCGUCGACAUGACUAAAGAGGACGACUCGGUUAUCCUGACCUCAGAUCAGCUCAGCUGCGUCACAGUGCUGGCCUCCAAAUACCAUGUAACGGAUGUCAACACCACUCCAGGCAAUCAGGUGACUGCUGUAGUGCUUCAUGUUGACUUUUUGACCUCUGAAGUACACGUGUCUCUCCUGCCCAGUCUGACGGUGAAGAAGAAAAUGUUGAACACUGACUCCCAGCACACCGCUACAGUCCAGUACAUGGACAAAGACUUUGCCAUAAUCUCAUUGGGCGACACCGGUCACCUGACUGUGAUUUCCGCAACCGCCCACCUAAACGAAACAUUCCCCCCUGAAUCGGAAAAGCUGACCGUGGGUCGUAAAAUAACCGUGAGCGUAACCGACCCGUGUUGUGAACAUCUGGGCGGACGAGCCCUCGUAGUUAAACAAGUGAAAAGCAGCAUGCCUCGGAUCAGAGGCGAAGAACACAAAUACAAGAUCGGGGACGUUGUGACGGCGAAGAUUAAAACCAUCAAACCUUUGUGUGUACUCGUGACGAUGCCGGAUGGAGUCACGGGAAACGUGCACGUUUCUGAGAUCAGUGAAUCACCCAAAGUUGGAGGAUUCCCCACGUCGGCCCUGAAGGUCGGGACUGAAGUUGAGGGCAGGAUCAUCGGUGCUCGUGAGAGCCACAGCCACAGGUUUCUCCCCAUCAGCCACCCCAACUUUGUCUACUCUCAGCCUGAGCUCACGCUUCUCCCCAGUAAACUGAACGACAGCGCGACACUCGCCUCGCUGGAGAACAAGCCUGACCCACAGAGCUAUAAACCUGGACAGGAGAUCAUGUGCUAUGUAUCUAAAUACCUUUCCGAGUCCAAGUGCCUUCAGACUGUUGUGGCUCCGAACCUUUUUGGAUCUGUGGACCUGCUGGCUAUGAUCACUAAACCUAAAGAGGCAAAACACCCACAAAAGCUCUUCAAACAUGGCCAGUGUGUCUCCGCAAAGGUCGUCAAGAUCAACCCUAAAAGGCCAAACCAGCUCAAACUUUCCUUUAUAGGGACACACACUCUCGAGAAGGGGGUCGUUACCAUGGGCAUGGUGUGGAAAAUUAUCCCCCACAUGGGCCUGAUUCUGAAUCUGCCAUUCGGGAAUUCCGGCUUGGCACGGAUAACCGAUUUAUCAGACGAAUACGUGGACGCUCCGUUUGAGCAGUACAAAGAAGGCCAGGUGGUCAGAUGCUGUGUUGUUGGUGAAAAAGACGGAAAGUUCCACGUGUCUCUACGUACAUCCAGGAUCCGCUCUGGUAAAGCUUUGCCAGACGUGAAAGACGUGGACAUCAGCUCCGUCUCAGAUCUCCAGGAGGGACAGAUCAUCCGAGGUUACGUAAAGAACGUUGGAGAAAAGGGCAUCUUCGUGAGUUUAUCCAGGUCAGUCACGGGAAGAGUCCUGUUCCAACACGCCACAAACUACUUUGCAGUCGACCCCGACCUGUUCCCCGAACACGUCUCCCAGAAUGCACUGCUGACCACCAAAGUUCUCCAGGUUGAUGCAGAGACCGGCCACGUGGAUCUCUCCUUGCUCCCAGAGGACACCGGGAAACCAGACAUUCUCCCAGAAUCCCUUGGGCUCCCGCUGCGCCUGAGGGGAAAGGACAAGGAGGAGCACGACAAGAAGAAUGCUGCAAAGAAGCGCAAGAUGUCUGAGAGCAAGCAGUUAUCGCUACAGAACGAAGCCGGGCCACAGAAGAAACUAAAGAAAGGAGAAAAUGAUGCAGACAUCAAGAAAAACAAGAAAUUAACGAAGGAGCAAGAGACCAUGAACUCGCAAGCUGAAGAUCAGGAUAGUGGAGUUGAGGUGUAUUUUAGAGAAAAGAGCACAGAGAAAAAGGACAAAGCAAAGAAAAAGGCUAAAACUGCAGCUUCAGCUCCAGAAGAGUCGAACCGUCUACAAGUAGCAUCUGAUUUCUCCUGGGAUGUAGCGCUGAGCUCUCUCAAACCUGCAUCUUCGGCCCUAAACGAGUACGAGUCCAGCGAUGAUGAGCAGGAUGACAGCAAGACAGCCAAGAAGUCUCGUCGGGAGGCGGAGCUAGAACGUAAGGAAGCGGAGCUGAAGCUCAGCAAACUGGAGGCGGAGCUCAUGGAGCCCUCGGCGCGACCGGAGAGCGCGGAGGGGUUUGAGCGGCUGCUGCUCUCGUCACCAGACUCGUCUCUGCUCUGGCUGCAGUACAUGGCCUUCCAGCUGCAGGCCACUCAGAUCGAGCAGGCUCGCGCUGUAGCUGAGAGAGCCCUCAAAACCAUCUCCUUCAGGGAGGAGCAGGAGAAGCUGAAUGUCUGGGUGGCUCUGCUCAACCUGGAGAACAUGUACGGUACUGAAGAGAGCCUUCAGAAAGUGUUUGAGCGAGCCAUUCAGUACUGCGAGCCCAUGCCUGUCUACCAGCAGCUGGCAGAUAUUUACACCAAAUCCGACAAGAUCAAGGAAGCGGAGAACCUUUAUAAGAACAUGGUGAAGCGCUUCAGGCAGGAGAAAGCCGUGUGGCAAAGUUACGGCUCUUUCUUGCUGCGUCAGGGACACAGCGACGCCGCCAAUGCUCUCCUCCAGAGGGCGCUGCAGAGUCUGUCCAAUAAAGAGCAUGUGGACUUGAUCGUCAGAUUCGCCCGGUUGGAGUUCCAGUACGGGAAUGAAGAGCGAGCUAAGGCCAUGUUUGAAAAAGUCCUGAGCAGCUACCCCAAACGCACAGACCUGUGGUCUGUCUUCAUAGACCUGAUGAUGAAGCAUGGCUCGCAGAAAGAUGUCAGGGCGCUCUUCGAUCGCGUGGUCCAUCUUAGUGUAUCGGUGAAAAAGGUCAAGUUCUUCUUCAAGCGCUACCUGGACUACGAGAAGAAGCACGGCACACCAGAGAGCAUCCAAGCAGUCAAGCAAAAAGCCAUGGAGUACGUGGAGUCCAAAGGGAGCGACGCCGCUAACUAGAACUAGCCGUCGAUGUGGAACCAUUAAUCACAGGAACCAGUAAACAUGAGGAUCUUAAUCUUGUGGCUUUGGGAGGAUAGAAAUGUAUCUUCUUUAUGCCAUUAUCUCUGAUUUGUGGUAUAAAAUUGCAUCAGUUUCGCUUGUCUGGAUUCUUUUAUGGAAUCUAAUCGACGAACUUAAUAGGAUUGAUGAAAGACUUCAGCCGAAGAAAACCGAAACAGAUGAUUUAGAGGCUGGCCAUUUUUUUAUAUAUAUAUAUAUAAUAAAUUUGAGGUUGGAAAAAAAAUACCCAAGUUCUGUCAUGAUUUUGUAAGUGGAUGAAUUAAAAUGUCAGGAAAUCAGUCACUCUUUAUAAAGAGCUUUAUCCACAAAACAUUUUAUUCAAAAAAAAGAAAGAAACUAUACAAAUUAAAAAGUGGCAAUGGGUUUGGCCCUGAUACAUAUUCAGUAAUGGGGAAGUACAGUUUAACUGCUGAUUAUUAGCUCAUAUCUUCUUUUAAUCACUAUACAAGGCCCAACAAAGACUCACAGUACCUUUCGAACAGAACAACACAUUUUAUCUACACACUAUAGCCUUUUAGACAUCAGGCCAAAAACAGACUGAUUAUCAUGCAUUUCUAUCGCGUCUGUUUAGUUACACACUGUUUGUGAACAGUGCUCGUCAUACGCUUGCUGCAGUUCAGUGUUGUUUCUCAUCAGUUGCUUAGAGGCAUCUCGAGAGACUGAACCGCUGAGCUGUUUACCUGCCUCUUAACCCCCCCACCCCUCCCCGUCCUCGCCCGGCGGUACACUUCUCGCACCUUGCGAAGGAACACUGGUCUUAAUCGCAAAGUCAAAUCAAUGGCAUAUACUUUUGUUUCUCGCCAAUUAGGUGCUACUUCUCAAGUCCACUAGGCCUCCAAAGGGGUUUGGUGCAUAUGGAGGUCGUGUUUCGUCUCUUCACAUCUCGUGUGCUCCAAAUAUGGCAGUUGUGGAGACGAUAAACACGGGUGUGGCCCAACGGUUUUUUGGGGGUUGUGCCAUUUUUUUUUUCUCUUAUAGAUACACAUAUAUAUUUUUUUUUUCUGGAAAU